This is a messenger RNA of Myotis davidii, 1857 nucleotides long. RefSeq names its product SAM domain, SH3 domain and nuclear localization signals 1 (gene SAMSN1). Lineage: Eukaryota; Metazoa; Chordata; Mammalia; Chiroptera; Vespertilionidae. Gene Ontology annotation, molecular function: protein binding. The record is from RefSeq and is a predicted model, not a curated record. The transcript is spliced from 8 exons. Bases 94 to 1215 code for a protein of 373 amino acids.
CACACUGACUGCUGUCAUAGAUAGCACACUGCUGUCUUCAGUUGUUUCUGUAACGACAGAAAGUGCAUUCACUUGGAGUAGUCUGAAUUCAAAAUGCUGAAGAGAAAACCAUCCAACGUUUCAGAGAAGGAGAAACAUCAAAAGCCAAAGCGCAGCAGCAGCUUCGGGAGCUUCGAUCGUUUUCGGAAUAAUUCUGUAUCAAAACCAGAUGAUUCUACUGAGGUGCAUGAGGGGGAACCUAUAAAUGAAAGUGGAGAAAAAAAUAAAAAUUCAAAUCAUGGAGGAGGUUUAGGCAAAAAAAUGAGAGGCAUUUCCUGGACAAUGAAGAAAAAAGUGGGUAAAAAGUACAUCAAAGCCCUUUCUGAGGAAAAGGAUGAGGACGAUGGAGAGGAUGCCCUCCCGUGUCGGAACAGUGACCCCGUUAUUGGGAUUCACACAGAGAAGCUCUCCCUCAAAGCCAGCGAUUCCAUGGAUAGUCUCUACAGUGGGUGGAGCUCAUCAAGUGGAAUCACAAGCUGUUCAGAUGGCACAAGUAACCGGGACAGCUUUCGACUCGAUGAUGAGGGCCCCUAUUCUGGAACAUUCUGUGGCCGCGCCAGAGUGCAUACCGACUUCACGCCAAGCCCCUAUGACACUGACUCCCUCAAAAUCAAGAAAGGUGACAUCAUAGACAUCAUCUGCAAAACACCAAUGGGGAUGUGGACAGGAAUGUUAAACAAUAAGGUGGGAAACUUCAAAUUUAUUUAUGUGGAUGUUAUCUCAGAAGAGGAAUCAGCCCCUAGGAAAAUAAAGACACGCCGAAGCAGUGGAAGAGAAAAAUCCAAGACCCUGCAGGAAUUCUUAGAGAGGAUUCACCUUCAGGAAUACUCAUCAACACUUUUGCUCAAUGGUUAUGAGACCCUAGAAGAUUUAAAGGAUAUAAAAGAGAGUCAUCUCAUUGAAUUAAACAUUAAAAACCCAGAAGACAGGAAGAGGUUACUAUCAGCUGCUGAAAAUCUCCUUGAUGAAGAAACUAUUCAAGAGCAAGAAAAUGAAUCUGUGCCCCGAUCCUUAAGCCCAGACAUCUCCUUAAAUAAGUCACAGCUAGAUGACUGUCCAAGGGACUCUGGUUGUUACAUCUCAUCGGAAAAUUCUGAUAAUAGCAAAGAAGACCUGGAGUCUGAAAAUCUGCCUAACAUGGUACAGAAGAUGACUAUCGCAGAAACAAGUGACUGAACACAUUCUCAACUCUAUACCCACGUCUGCAUCCCGUGUAACUUCCAGAGCUAAAAGGUCAAAUAGGAAAGAAAGAGAAGUAUUUGAAGAUAACAAUCUAAAGUUAAGAUGUUUUAUUCUGAAUUAUUUUACAUAAAAGUUUAUAUCUCUAACAUUUCCAAUUACUGUAAAUAAUAUGUAUAUUUAUUAUUUUAAAUGCUACAUGUUAGUAUUUCACAUGAGUGUAUUAGAAAAGGUAUAAUAUAAGUCUUUAGUAUGUGUGACAUAAGCUUUAUUUUGCAAGUGCAAAAUGAUAAAUUCUGCAAAAUCCCCUCAUUUCUACAUACCUGCCAGUUUUGAAUUUGUGUCUAUUACUCCAGCAGUGGAGCCUGUGUCUGUUUAACCAGUUAUCCAAGCAGUAUUUACACUCAUGUUUAUACCUACUAGAAAGUACAAGUUAAUAUUGGAGACAUUUGAUCCACAAUGUUUUCAUUGUUUUUUGUUGGUUUCUUCACUGUUACUGGUAUAAAAGUAUAGACAAUAUACUGUUAGUUCUGAUUUAGUGAAAUAAAUUGUAAUAAUUGCACAGAUGUUUCACCUUUAAGUGUAAAUACUUUAAAUUUUGAAAUGCCCUAAUUUUAAAAAUAAAAUGAACUAUGUGCA